This is a messenger RNA of Saccostrea cuccullata (small rock oyster), 2440 nucleotides long. Its product is annotated as zinc finger MYND domain-containing protein 11-like. The record is from RefSeq and is a predicted model, not a curated record. The transcript has 15 exons. Gene Ontology annotation, biological process: regulation of signal transduction; regulation of transcription elongation by RNA polymerase II. The coding region runs from base 151 to 2076 and encodes 641 amino acids. NCBI's taxonomy places the organism in Eukaryota, Metazoa, Mollusca, Bivalvia, Ostreida, Ostreidae. Gene Ontology annotation, molecular function: DNA binding; transcription corepressor activity. Gene Ontology annotation, cellular component: nucleus.
CAAUGCUGCAAUGACGCGUCUCGUUUUGUGUGUGACGUUUUACUCACGACACCAUUUUCAUGGCUGACGGUAGCUUUCCCUAGCACAUAUUUUGCCGAUUGUUGGCUAGUUCUGGACCUUUAUACAAAUUUAGACAGGUAGUUAUUUAAGAUGGUGCGUCCAGUAAAAAGGCGCAAUUCCUCUGUUACCUACACCAAAUACCUCAUUGAAGCCAUCCGAUAUAUCAGAUAUCAGAAACAGAUCCCCAACAUAGAGAGAAUAUCUCGCUACAUGAACCGUGAGUAUGGACUGGCGGAAUCCUUCACCGAGAAACAUCUCCAUUACGCCGUCAAAGACAACAUCAUCCACUCCUACAUGGCGGUGGGCAAGAAGGGCAGCAUGACAGGGGUAGAGCAGGAGGGGUUCAAGAUUCCAGAGGAAGAGGAGGAAACUAGAGGGGACCAUGACUGGUAUUGUUUUGAGUGCCACACGGCGGGGGACGUCCUGCCCUGCUCCGACUGCUGGAGGGUAUUCCAUCCCAGCUGUACCCUGGAGGAGUGGACCGGACCCAAAUUCACUUGUAGUAUUUGUAAGGCAGCCAAACAGAAGAAGAAAAUCAAGAGGAGAAUGUUAAACACACUGUUAGGGUACACCAUACAGAGAAUGAAGGAAAAGACCAAAGAACUUCACAAGAUAGGACACAGAGAGCAAGAGAAGAAAUUUACAAACUUUUUUGUGUAUAAGACAAUGGAUCUCAACCACAUAGAGAUGAGAGUGGACCACCAGAAAUACAAGACAGCUGAAGAGUUUCUAGCAGACAUCCAGCUCAUCUAUCACAAUGUGUACCUCAUCUAUGGAGAGGAAAAGAAAGGAAUGGUGGAACUAGCCUUUAUUCUUGUUAAAGACUGUAAAUAUGAUAUAGAUGAAAUGAGACAGUGUCAAAACUGUUAUUAUAUGUCCAAUGCAAAACCUAAAGAUUGGUUCUGUCAACCAUGUAAUCCUCCACAUGAAUUAGUGUAUGCUAAGUUAAAGGGCUACUGUCACUGGCCGGCCAAAGUCAUACGACACGUAGCAGAUAAAUACGACUGUAGAUUUUUUGGGGCCCCGCAUCAGAGAGCCCUUAUACCAAAGGAUAUGAUAAAACCAAUAGAAACCAACAUAAAGACCUUGACAGUCAAAAGAUCUGCAGGUUUUGUGAAGGCCUGUGAAGAGUUAGCUAGACAUCAGAGGUUACUGGCGGAGAAACAUUUCACAGCAGACUCCGACUCCGAGAGCCUGGAAGGGAGCGACAAUGGACCAGAACGAAUGGAAGAGGAGGAAGAAGAGGAGGAGGAAACCAGUCCACUGGAGGUCAGCUCCACCAGUGUUAGUCCAAUGAAGAAGAGGAUCUGUCUUAAGGCCCCCACACCAGAGGACAGUAAUUUAGUGACGUCUAGUGAGGAUAAAGUCCCUAAAGUGAUCACACUAAAUGCCUCCAGUCAAACCAUCACAAAGUUAACCAAAAGUCAGAGUAUCCAGACGGAACUAGAACCAAAACCAGAUUCAACCGAUUCUAAACCAGAACCAGCUCUACCAAUGCAGUGCAGUCCGGAUGCCUCCGACGCCAAGAGUGGCGAUGAGGAGGCCCCCGUGCUGAGCCCCAGUAAUGAGGCCAGCGAGGAGAAACCGCCAGAAACCAUGUGUAACUGUAGUGAGAAGUACGAGAAGAUCAUCAGUGAUUUAGAGGCCAAACUGGAAACAGCCCAUCAGGAUGAGAAAGAGAAGGCCUUAGAAGAACUCUCUGAUAGGCUUCAGAAAGACUUUGAGGAGGACAAGCAGCAAGCUGUGUCUCGAGCCAUGGCAAACAUGAAUCGCGAGAUUGAACGUACAAAACAGGCCACAGAGGAAAAAUGCAAGAAAGAGUAUAUGGAGGAAAUGAAGAAACUGGCAGCAAAACAUAAAGAUGCAAUAUCUGCUACCAAGAAAAAGCAGUGGUGCUAUAAUUGUGAGGAGGAGGCAAUGUACCAUUGUUGUUGGAACACUUCGUACUGUUCCGUCAAGUGUCAGCAGGAACACUGGCACAAGGAACACAAACGUGUGUGUCGACGGAAACGGUAGCCGUUCACCAAAAACCGUUCAUCUACCAGAGGAGAAAAUCUGACAGGGAGACAUUAAAGCACAGUGCUAUUUACAGUGCAUUCGUUCUGUAAGAGACCAAGUACCUGAAGGAUAGAGAUUUGAAUACUAGGAGAAAAAAGACUGGCCAUGGGGAAUCUGUUGCAGCAGACUCGAUUUAGUUCACCAUAUAAAACUGUCACCCAUUUGAUUGACAGUUUGGCGUACAUGUAUUUUAUAUAGUAAUAAGAUUUCUAUGAUGAAAAAUUUUACCUAGCUUUAUAUCUGGAAUAGAAACUUUUGAUCAAUUUUACAUUUAAUUACAUUGAAUUGGAAUUUUUUUUUUUCAAAUUGAAAUAUUGAGGAA